GCCGGAGAUGGGCCAAGUUUUAUCUUUUCUUUCUUUUAAUAUUUGUUAAUUGCUCCUCGAAACCAAAUUCAUCAGAUUCUUCAACUCGCGCAUUUUCUUACUCAUCACCUUUCUUCCGAUUUCCCUGGCCUGCUUGGCAUUCCUCCUCCAAUGGCGAGCUCCGAGAUUCAAUCGUUUCCUUAUCUCCGAGAUUGGAAGCUUGAUCACAAGCCUGAUCUUAAACCUAAGAUAUGUAUAAGGACGAGCACUUCUGCUGGAUUAGAGCCGACAUUGCCAUGGAUUGUCUAUCACAAGCCGGAUAUAAAGAGGCAACUCGUGGCAAUCCGAACUAUUUUCUAAGCUAUGCAAAUGGGAAAUCCGCCGCUCGGAUUCAAGACCAUCUUCAGCCCAAUGGUGCUCAUCGAUGGCUCAACUACAUGAAGUACCCAAACAUCAUGGAACUAGGCGAAGCUGCGAUUCUUCACUACACUUACUCGAAAUUCUCAGAUCUUACUUCAAGACGUGAUCGAUGUGGCUGCAAACCAACUAAAGAAGAUGUCAAGAGAUGUUUCAUGCUAGACUUUGACAGAGCCGCAUUCAUCAUUGCUUCAACUUCAACUUCAGAGGAAAUGCUCCAAUGGUACAGAGAAAGAGUUGUAUGGACUGACGACAAUUUGAUCCUAAAACUUGUUAGGAAAGGAAUUCUGACUCGCAUUUAUGCACCAAUGGUUAUAAUCCAAGAGCUAAGAGAAGCCGGUGUUUUCAGCUCAGUGGUAAAUUCAGCUCACAUGUCUCUCUCAAGGAAUAGAAGCAACUCUUCAACCUCAAAAAUUACUAGAGAAUCAUCUCAAGCAACUACUAGGAAGGUGUUGGAGUUUGAUCUUGAGGAUCUUGAUGAUGAAUCUCCAUCAGCAUCACCUAUACCACCGAAAUCAUCUCCAGGCUUGGAAACAAUCCAAAAUGUUUCAUUAUGACUUUCUUAUAGAAGACUUCAAAUAUUUGCAGAGAGAUGAAACUGGGAGAUUUUCUGUACAUUUUCGCCAAGUUUUUUUUGUUUGCCUUAGGUUUUAACUAUACAAAGAAGAACAUUAGAGCAGGCUUUGUGGAUCUACUUGGUCCAUUUAUAUACAUUCUAUGUGGAAUGCUGUUGAUCGUGGUAUGAAAAUGAAUCAUGAUA
Molecule: messenger RNA, 1156 nt
Organism: Arabidopsis lyrata subsp. lyrata
Lineage: Eukaryota; Viridiplantae; Streptophyta; Magnoliopsida; Brassicales; Brassicaceae
Product: glycosyltransferase-like At2g41451
Exons: 6
Coding region: 231-953 (240 amino acids)
Biological process (GO): response to abscisic acid; cellulose biosynthetic process
Source: RefSeq, a predicted model, not a curated record